ACCUUUAUGCAUAUCCUAAGCAGUCACCUAUAUCUUUAUUCGAAAGACUUUUUAUUCUUUGACAGUUUGAUUUGGAAGUUUUAUUCGUCUACAUCAGUAAAUAAUGUGUGUGUGUGUGUGUGUGUGUGUGUGGUGUGUGUGUGUGUUACACAACUUGGACUUUUCAAAGUAGAAUGGAACUAUGUAAACCCUCUGAGAUGAGCGGUGUCGUUAUUUAGCCUGAAUCAUCAAGCACCAUGAUGGUUUGGCCACCAUCAGUGUACUCUGUACAUUCGAUUCUUUUCUUCAUAAUGUUCUGUGCUGUAGUAGAUGAAGUACCGACGAAAUGGCAUUGACUCUUUGACCACCAGGGAAAUGUUCUGAUCGUCGUGCUCCCCUAAAAAAGCAGCCAGAGGCUGGGAACAAAUCUGACUCAAUGCAAAGGAGGACUGAGAGGUCAUACUCUCUCACCCGAUCGCUACUUUUGUUUUUUUUUAAAGUCUUCUCUUCUGUUUGAAAAGGAGGGGGGGAAAAAGUCGGCACUGGCGUUAAGAGAUGCUUGAACGUCACCAAACAAAGCAAGAAACGUACAGUGGAAUGUGCCGCCGCGAAUGGCCUGUUUCCUCUUCCCGUAAAUAACAACCCCCUUCAUCCUUGAGUUGGGCUUUCGGUCCAGCUUUUCCCGCCGGGUGUCACUUCGGCCACAAGAUGGCACUGACCUGCAAACAAAGGAGAACACAGCGGCACCGACUUUUGAAAGCCUUGUGAAAUCAUUGCCUUGAUUCGCGGAGUCGAGGAGUGUGUGGGGUUGAGCGAUUACUUUCCGCUGCACCGUGCGUGUGCGCCCAACAAUGUGUGCGGAUUCGUUUAAUUGCUUGGCUUCCCAGAAUUCCUAGGCAACGCACCCCCGAGGUGCACAUCCAAGAUUUUUCAGUUCCAGGGAAUGAAGAAUUCAGAAUAAUUUUGAUAAGUGGAUUCCAAUAUGGGGAAUAAGAAUAAGCUGAACAUUUGACCUGCUUUGAAGAGACAUACUGUCCAUUUGUGUAAUCUAUAACCACCAAACCAAUCAAAAUGAAUUCAACAGUCUUUUCCCAGGUUGAAAAUCAUUCAAUCUACUAUAAUUUUUCAAAGAAGAAUUCCCAGUUUUUGGCUUUUGAAAAUGAUGACUGUCAUCUGCCCUUGGCCAUGAUAUUUACAUUAGCUCUAGCUUAUGGAGCUGUGAUCAUUCUUGGGGUCACUGGAAACCUGGCCUUGAUCAUAAUCAUCUUGAAACAAAAGGAGAUGAGAAAUGUGACCAACAUCCUGAUUGUGAACCUUUCCUUCUCAGACUUACUUGUUGCCAUCAUGUGUCUCCCCUUCACAUUUGUCUACACAUUAAUGGACCACUGGGUUUUUGGUGAGGCGAUGUGCAAGUUGAAUCCCUUUGUGCAAUGUGUUUCAAUCACUGUGUCCAUUUUCUCUCUGGUUCUCAUUGCUGUGGAACGACAUCAGCUGAUAAUCAACCCACGAGGGUGGAGACCAAAUAAUAGACACGCUUACGUGGGUAUUGCUGUCAUUUGGGUCCUUGCUGUUGCUUCUUCUCUACCCUUCCUGAUCUACCAAGUCUUGACAGAUGAACCAUUCCAAAAUGUCACACUCGAUGCAUACAAGGACAAGUACGUAUGCUUUGACAAAUUUCCAUCGGACUCUCAUAGGUUGUCUUACACCACUGUCCUCCUGGCGCUGCAGUAUUUUGGCCCACUCUGUUUUAUAUUUAUUUGCUACUUCAAGAUAUAUAUACGCUUGAAAAGGAGAAACAACAUGAUGGACAAGAUGAGAGACAGUAAGUACAGGUCCAGCGAAACCAAAAGAAUCAACGUCAUGCUGCUGUCCAUUGUGGUAGCGUUUGCCGUCUGCUGGCUGCCUCUGACCAUCUUUAACACGGUGUUUGAUUGGAACCAUCAGAUCAUUGCUACGUGCAACCACAAUCUCUUAUUCCUGCUCUGCCACCUCACGGCAAUGAUAUCUACCUGUGUCAACCCCAUAUUUUAUGGAUUCCUGAACAAAAAUUUCCAGAGAGACUUACAGUUCUUCUUUAACUUUUGUGAUUUCCGGUCUCGGGAUGAUGACUACGAGACAAUAGCCAUGUCGACCAUGCACACAGAUGUUUCUAAGACUUCUUUGAAGCAAGCAAGCCCAGUUGCAUUUAAGAAAAUCAACAACAACGAUACUGAAAAAAUCUGAAGCUGCUGUAGCAUAUAGUCUCAGCUGACAUCUGUUUCAAAACAAUCACAACCUACAACAUACUUUCAUUACCUGUUCAGCCGAGGGAGCGGGU
Hipposideros armiger (great roundleaf bat) is the source of this 2296-nucleotide messenger RNA. RefSeq names its product neuropeptide Y receptor Y1 (gene NPY1R). Gene Ontology annotation, biological process: G protein-coupled receptor signaling pathway. The record is from RefSeq and is a predicted model, not a curated record. Gene Ontology annotation, cellular component: plasma membrane; neuron projection. Bases 1051 to 2202 code for a protein of 383 amino acids. NCBI's taxonomy places the organism in Eukaryota, Metazoa, Chordata, Mammalia, Chiroptera, Hipposideridae. Gene Ontology annotation, molecular function: neuropeptide Y receptor activity; neuropeptide binding. The transcript is spliced from 3 exons.